CAUGGAUGACAGAAGAAAUUCUAAACAUAAUGGACGAAAGAAGAAAAUACAGAGGUAAAAAUGAAACAACAUACAAGCAAAUCCACAAGAAUAUCAGAAUAAAGAUCCAACAAGCCAAAGAAACCUGGCUAAGUGAAAGAUGCCAAGAAAUUGAAGAGUUGGAACAAAGACAUGAUACUUUCAAUCUACAUAAAAAAGUAAAAGAAGCCGCUGGAAUAUUUAAACAAACUCCUACGUCUUUCAUCGAAGAUAAACAUGAUAACCCGCUACUGAACAUAGAAGAUCAAAUAGGUAGAUGGAGAGAAUACGUGGAAGAGAUGUUUCAAGACCGAGAGAGGACGAACAUUUACAUGCAGGAGGCAUCGACUGAAUCUUAUAUCACAAAGCAACAAAUUAUUAAAGCGGCAAAUCAGAUAAAGAACAGAAAAGCUGUUGGGGAAGAUAAUAUCCCAAUUGAAGUAAUAAAGAUAUUACUAGACGAACACAUCGAAGUAAUGGAAGAUAUAUUUAACAAAAUAUACGAAACAGGCAUAAUACCAAAUGAUUGGCUGACAUCGGUGUUUAUAACACUACCAAAGAAGAGAAAACUCCAAGAAAUGUGAAAACCAUAGGAUUAUUAGCCUGAUGAAUCAUAUGUUGAAGCUUUUCCUACGAGUAAUACACAAUAGAGCAUACAAUAAAGUAGACGAAUACACUGGUCAAACUCAGUUUGGUUUUAAGAAUGGGUUCGGAACAAGAGAAGCACUUUUUUAAUACGUGUGCUAGUUGAAAGAUGUAGAGAUGUCGAUUCUGAUGUAUACUUGUGUUUUAUAGACUUUCAGAAGGCGUUUGACCUGGUGAAACAUGAUAAAGUAAUAGAUAUUUUAAGGUCAUGUAAUAUCGACGAUAAAGACUUAGGGAUCAUUUCAAACCUCUACCAAGAACAAAAGGCUAAAAUCAAAAUAAAAAGCGAAACAUCUGGAAAAAUUAAUAUCGAGAAGGGAGUAAGACAGGUAUGUCUCCUAUCGCCUUUGCUGUUCAAUGUUUACUCUGAGAAGAUAUUUCAGAAAGCUUUGGAAGGCACCUCGGAUGAUAUAAUUAUAAACGGGCAAUGUAUAAAUAACCUGAGAUAUGCUGAUGACACUGUCAUACUGGCAGAUAAUGCUGAAGCCCUGCAACGCUUAAUGGACCGAGUAACGACAGCCUGUAGAGAAUUUGGAAUUAAAUUGAAUACAAAGAAGACAAAAACGAUGGUCAUCAGCAAGCACCAAAACAGAGGGGUGAAGGUCAAUGUCGAUGGAACAGAUCUGGAAAGAGUAACAAUAGCAACGUACCUUGGAAGUAAUCUUGAUGAAACUUGGGACCAAUCACUAGAAAUAAGAAUACGCCUGGAAAAGGCACGUACGUUUUACAAAAUGCAAAAAGUUCUAUGCAACCGCCAGCUGGGCAUCUCAUUGA
Messenger RNA from Diabrotica balteata, 1437 nucleotides. Lineage: Eukaryota; Metazoa; Arthropoda; Insecta; Coleoptera; Chrysomelidae. The record is from the annotation of a GenBank genome assembly.